AUGAGUUUAUUAGAGCGAGUGUCACCUUUACACUCUCCAUCUUCAAAGAGCAACUGUUCUCGUGGAUACUUUCAAGUACCCAAUAAAAGUAAUGGUGUUGAUUCACUCAGUGAGUCUGCAAUAAGUAAUGUAGUAAAUGACUCUGACUUAGAUACUGAGAGAAGUUUCUAUAAUAGACGUAACAAGUAUCCAUUCACAUCAGACGAAAGAACAAAAUCACCCAGCUCAUCUCAGAUAUUAAAAGAUGAUUCUUAUUUACAAGGUUACAUAAAUAAGAAAGACAUGAACCGGAAAGUACUCCGAGGGAGGAGUUAUUUUCCUGCUUUUGAAAAACUACAGAAAGAUCAAUUUUAUUCCCAAUAUAUACGCCAACAGAAUAAUAAGUCAUCACCUCUGGGAGACAAAUUUGAUAUUCAAGAGAGAUACCAACAACAAAAAAUCAUAAUAGAAAACAAAUCUCAAAAGGAACGUGCUGACAGUCUUGCUGAUGACCAAAAGAAUGAAUCGUCUAACAAUAACUGGCAGUCCAGGAGCCCACAUGUUCAAAUAUUAACCCCAAAGUUACAUUCCGAUGAAGCACAAGAACAACAACAGGACGAAUCCCAAAUCCAAAUCAUUCCAAUUAUUUCAUCUUCAAUAAACUUACCAAGGGACUUCAUAGAUUGUUCUAUCGACCAUCUUAUAACUUUAAUAUCCCGUAUGCUAAAGUCCUUAAUAGUACUUAAUGAUAGCAACGUACCUACAUCCAUCUCAAGUCCUCAAUCAGAAACUGAUGCAGGAAGUAACAAUGGGAAUAAUAGGUCCUCUGUGCUUACAAGAUACCACUCAAGAACACCGCCAAGCAUUUCUAUUCCGACAUAUUUGUCAAGAUUGACAAAGUUCAACAAUUUUACUACGGCCACUCUAUUGACCACAAUUUAUUAUAUAGAUUUGUUAUCUCAUCAUUAUCAACCAUUCUUCACCUUGAACUCUUGGACUGUGCACAGAUUUUUACUAGUUGGUACGAUGCUUUCGCAAAAAUCUAUGGAAGAUUUCUUUUAUACAAAUGAUCAUUAUGCUAAAGUCGGAGGUGUUGCAGUGAGUGAAUUAAAUUGCUUGGAAUUAGAUUUCUUAAGCAGGGUAGAUUGGAAAUGCAUACCCGCUAAACACCUAGAGAAUGGAAAAUCUAGUAUCAAAUAUGCAAAGGACGUAUUGGAUUUGUAUUACGCUCAAUUAAUUCAAUUGAUGGGCAAAAAUGUAUCCAAAGACGAUCAUAAUUAUUUUGAAGCUGGAACUCAAAAUGAAUCUGACGUCAAUAGCGGUCAGAAAGGUACCAUGGAGACAUCCGAUUCACAAAUUGAAAUCAAUGGACAAGAUGCUGUUUCAGAGGAUGAAGAAAUAGGAGAAAGAGAAGAAGAAGGAGAAGAAGACGAGGGAGAAGACGACGAAGGAGAUGAUUAUGAUAAUUAUGAUUCUGACGAAGAAAUCGAAUAUCAACGUUCUCCUGAAGCUUUUCCUGCUUCAGCUUCAAGGAAAGGAAGUAGUACUGAAGAGGCAGCAAGUGCUGCAACUCUUGGAAUUAGCUAUUCAAAUAAAUUUGACGUAUUUGGCUACAGCAUUGAUGGGUCUUCUUCUCCACAUUUGAAAAGGAGGUUUUCUAUUCAAUCUGAGGAUUAA
Molecule: messenger RNA, 1656 nt
Organism: Dujonia railenensis
Lineage: Eukaryota; Fungi; Ascomycota; Pichiomycetes; Serinales; Debaryomycetaceae
Source: the annotation of a GenBank genome assembly